This is a messenger RNA of Octopus sinensis (East Asian common octopus), 3710 nucleotides long. Its product is annotated as next to BRCA1 gene 1 protein. Lineage: Eukaryota; Metazoa; Mollusca; Cephalopoda; Octopoda; Octopodidae. Bases 181 to 3642 code for a protein of 1153 amino acids. The record is from RefSeq and is a predicted model, not a curated record. The transcript has 19 exons. Gene Ontology annotation, biological process: macroautophagy. Gene Ontology annotation, cellular component: phagophore assembly site. Gene Ontology annotation, molecular function: ubiquitin binding; zinc ion binding.
GGGUAGUUGUUCGGCAAAUCGGUGUCAAAUAGUAGUAGAAUCUUAUAUUGUGUUAUGGCUUCUGAAAUUUUCCUUCAUAUUCCUUAACCCCUCCAAAUUUUACGAAGGUUUUUUUCCCCUCUGUUUUAAACUCAUCAAUUACCAAUUGCAAAAAAUAAGAAUCUCAGAACGUUUUCCAGAAUGGAUGGAUACAUCAAAUUAGCGGUCAGAAGACUCGGAGACAGAGAAGACGCUUCAGAGUUGAUGCGGUUGCCUUAUGAUACGUGUUGGUCUGAUCUAGAAUGUAUGAUAAAAACUGCCUUCAAUUUUGGAAAAGUUGAAAUCAAGUAUAUUGAUGAAGAUGCAGAUAUGAUUAUAGUAAGCAGCCCUGAAGAACUCUUUGAAGCCUUCACAAUGGCCAAGAGAAAUAAUGACGAACUUGAAUUACUGAUUAAUUCCAAUGAAGUCAAUGGAGUGGAAUUUGUAGACUCUAGCAGCAAUCCUUUUGCUGGCAAGGACUCCUCUACACAAACAAACCAGCCUGCAAUUGUAGAUAUGAACUGUGAGAAUAACACUGUCUUAACAAGAGAUGAAGAAACUGGUGCAGUUAUAAGAUCCAAAGCUGUACCGUCUUUGAAAAAUUUGUCUAUAAGCCGCCCGGUUCUUCAUGAUUAUGUGGCACCAGAAUGUGUUGAAACUCAACCAGUUACUGACACAGCAGAACCUAAACCAAAUAUAUCAUCAUCUCAGUGUGACUCUGAAUCUGGAGAGAAGGCACCAACUUCUCUGUCUUCAAAUUCCAGUCAAGAUUCUGAUACUAUACCCCUCAAUUCUCUGACUCAGCUAUUGAAACAAUUGAAGCAGGAAUUGAAGUCAGAAAUUGUGCAAGAUGUAAUGACAAAAACUCAAGACUCUGUUUCAAGUACUACCAGUACCACCCAGACUUUACCUGCUGAUUCUCCAUAUCAAUUAUACUGGCAUGAAGGAAUCAUUUGUGAUUAUUGCCAGCGGACCAUUGUUGGGGUUCGUUUCAAAUGUGGCAAUUGUCCAGAUUAUGAUUUGUGUGAACAGUGUGAAAAUCUGACGAGUGUUCAUGACUCUACUCAUGUAUUCUUAAAGUUGCGGCGUCCUUGUCAAAUUGAUACAGAAUUGCAACCGUUGUUACGUAGCAUAAUUUAUAAACCUGAGGGCCACAAUUAUUCUGCUGCUAUUAAUUUUUGCGAGCCAGCCAGUGGAGAAUAUGAAAUCAUUCCAGAUGAUAUGCGACAGCAUGCCAAGUUGUCAAAAUGUCAAGUCAAAAUGGCCAAGAUGCUUAACAAGAAGAAGAAAGAAGAAAAGCUAAUGGAAUUGCAGAUGAAGUAUGAUGAGAAAUUGAAGCGAGCUUAUAGACAGAGUUGUCCCAUGAAAAAGGAAAGAAUGGAAUUAAGGAAUUCAUUAGGUGCUGCCUUUGUGUGUGAUGUUACUAUUCCUGAUGGAACAAAAGUCCAGCCUCUUGCUAGGCUGUAUAAAACCUGGAGGAUGAAGAACACUGGAAAAUUUGCUUGGACUGAAAAAACAGUUAUGCGAUUAAAGUCUGGUAAUAUCUGCCCUCUUGCCACUGAGGUAACUGUCCCUUUCUUGCAACCAGGCGAAAAAGGUGAUGUUACUGUAUGUUUAAGUGCCCCAGAACAACCCGGUAAAUACCUAAGCUAUUGGAAAUUGUGUCAUUCAUCAGUUUUGUUUGGACCUCGUGUCUGGUGCAGCAUUGAAGUAGUACCAAAGCCUGCAGACAAAUCUGCACUGGGUAACUACACACUCCUGAAAGAGGAACUUGGUGAUUAUCCUGGGAGUGAAAAAAGCCAAUCAGCAUGUGUUGAUGGUGCAAGUGUGCCAGCUGCUGAGAAGCAGAUAGAGGAGGAGUCAGCACCAACCAGUGCCACCAUGACCAAGAAAGGUGACAAUGUUGAAGUAUUAAACUCUGUUGUGGCAGGUGCUAUGGCUAAGUUGACGAUGGAAUCACCAAGUGUUAAUUGCCAUUUGGGGCAAGACCUACUGUCUUUUGAGAAUUUGAAUAUGCACAGCCGGUCUACACCAAAGGCUUCUCACACAGCCACCCCAAAUAAUACACCAUUAGAUGUGAGCCCUCCCAAGUCACCUACCCCUGAUAUGGACCAGCUUACAGUUUCCAACAGCAGCAGCAGUAGUAGCAGCGUGGCAUUGUUGCCUGAUGAACUUGAUACAGACUACAAUCCUUUUGCAAAAGAUUGGGCACAAAACUUUGGUAGUUUCUACCCUAAAAGAGAUUUGGAAGCUGAUGUAGAAUCACUUGAUACCCUGAGUGAUGAUGAAUUGAGUCAAAGUGACAGCGACUUCUACAUCGUACCACUACCAGACUGUUUCGAUCCAAUGAAACCCUUGCAGCCAAGAACAUCGGAAGGUGCUGGGUCAAGUGAACCUCACUUGGAUACAGAGCUUGGACAAGUGGACAAUAACCAUAACACCAUAGUUAGCAAUAACAACACUGAACAUUCACCUGCAUCUGCAGCAUCUGUGGAUGAACUGAUGACCUGUGCUGAUGUUAACUUUCCUCCGCCUCUUUUGCACCCAACAUUGGCAAAUACAGACUGCAAUAAAGAAGUGGAAGCUGCAGCAGGCGGCAAAGCAGCUGCCUCCUCUCCGAGCGGUGACAAUGUUAUGCAGCCAUUGCUUGCUCAUUCAGGCAUUUCAGCUGCAGGUGCUGCUGCAGCUGGGGACUGUGUUGAGACCACUUCUAACAGGAGAGCCCACCAUCACUACCACCACCAACAGCAGCACCACCAACACCUCCACCAACAACAGCAGCGGGAACAUCACCAGCAACAACAACAACAGCAACGGGAUCAGCAGCAACAGCAGAUGCGGGAGCAUCAACAACAGCAGCAGCAGCAGCCACAACAGCAACCAGCAGCACAGCAACAGCAGCAGCAGCCACAACAACAAUCUGCCGGUGCACCUGCUGAAUUGGGCCACUGUGCCAUGCCGCCGGAACAGCCUACAACAGGCCCAUGCGACAUUAAUGCAGCAAUUGCUGCCGACAGAGAAGAUCCUUUACACAGGGAUACAUUAGCUUCAAGCCCAAUUUUUCUUCCCAACCCACUAACCACAAUGGCAGUACACGUCGCAUCAAAAGUAGUACAUGCAUAUUCUACUGCUAAAGAUGCAUUUUAUUCUCUCCAAGCAAAGCCUGUUGAUGGUGUAAUUCAACAAGGACACUCUAAUAUGGCAACCAAUUCUGCCUGGUCUCCGUCUACCAGAAAGCACGAUGGCAAAGAACAGUACUGUCCUGUUUGUAGUGUUGUUGGUUGUGAGAAGCAUGCUACUAACGUGAACAGCAACAGAAAUGGUACUGGUGUUGAUGAGACAGACUGUGUCACUUGUCUAAUUGGUAAUUGUUCAAAACACUCUGACCAAACAGAUUCAAGUAAAAGCCGAGAAGCCACUGAAUACAAUGGACAGAAGCAAUGGCCAAAACCUCACUUUCAGCGUGAACCUCAGUCACCUAUGACCAAACUGAUUGAGAUGGGAUUUGCUAAUCGAGAGCUUAACCAGACCUUGUUGGAUAAACACAACAAUGAUGUGCAAAAAGUAGUGCAAGAGAUUCUCAGUACUGAAGAUUUAAAUAAUUGGUCGACCAAGCGUCAUUGAUAGCCUCUUAUCUUUUAUUGUCUUCUAUUUGCUGUUUUAUAUAUAUAUAUAUUUUUUUUUUAAUGAAA